This is a messenger RNA of Gekko japonicus, 1354 nucleotides long. RefSeq names its product lipopolysaccharide-induced tumor necrosis factor-alpha factor homolog. Bases 170 to 913 code for a protein of 247 amino acids. NCBI's taxonomy places the organism in Eukaryota, Metazoa, Chordata, Lepidosauria, Squamata, Gekkonidae. Gene Ontology annotation, molecular function: zinc ion binding. The transcript is spliced from 5 exons. The record is from RefSeq and is a predicted model, not a curated record.
CUCGCCGGGACCGACUGUUCUGUCCUGUGCUCGACAGGAGCCAAUCCCCAGGACAAUAAUAUGCCCUCUUCUCUCUCCUGGCACAAGCAAGCAUCAGCGCGGUGGAUGAAGUGAUCCAAAGUCUGGGGGAAGAACUGCAGGCUCAUCGCGCAGAGACAAACACAAAAGGAUGGAUCAGAAGAAGGAGAAGGUCUCCGUUCCAAUGACUAAUAUAAAGUGCCCUCCAGACCCCUACGCCCAGGGAUAUUCAUCCUCGUACAUGCCAGAAUCGUACGCCCAGGAACCACAGACCAAAAAAUCAUACGGGAAAGGACCGCAGGCCUCGAAGUCAUAUGUCCCAGAACCACAGGCCCCCAAAUCCUACACUCCAGGUCUUUAUGAACCAAAAUCAUACACCCCGGAUCCAUAUGGACCGAAAUCGUAUCGCUCAGAUCCGUAUGCGCCAAAAUCAUAUAGCUCGGAUCCAUAUGCAUCAACGUCAUAUAGCUCAGAUCCGUACGCACCAGAGCCUUCUGCACCGGAACACAUCGAAUUCUCAGAAGACGGCUGCUCCUAUACCAUAGAAGUCACUGCUGGAGAUUGUCCGUCUCCGCCGCCCUACUCGAGUGUAGACGUUUGCUGUGACAAAACAGGAACAGGCUGCUGCGUCGUUAACCAGCCACCGCCAGUCGUGGUUGCCGGGAUCUUCUCCAGCGAGCCCGCCUCGACCAUCUGCCCCUGUUGCCGUCAGAUCAUCACCACCGAGGUUGUCUUCCGCGUGGGAUCGCUGACCUACGCUCUCUGCACUUGUAUGUGCAUGGUGGGCUGCUGCCUGGGCUGCUGCCUGAUCCCCUUCGCUAGCAAAUGCUGCAAGGACGUGGACCAUUACUGCCCCUGCUGCCGCUACCACAUCUACCGCUACAAGAGACUAUAGAGCCUUCCGGUGCCUCCUGCCCUGGUGGACUCGUCGGCCCCACCCUGAAGGCCUGUCAGGAGACGCCCUCCUCUGCUCUCCACUUCACCGUUGCCCGCCGCCGUCUCUCGAACUCGGCUCUUCGGAAGAGGGUGCCGCUCGGCGGGGCCACCGCGUCCACUAGCCGCUCCUCCGCUGUACCUUCCCCACCCUGAGGUUGCCAGCUCUGGUUCUGGGAGAUUCCUGGAGACCUGGACGGCGUGUUCGGAGAUGCUGGCGUUUGGGGAGGGAGCUGGGAGGGGGUGGGGAUGCGAUGCCCCACGCAGGCCGCCCUGCCGAGCUGCCGUUUCCUCCCAGGGAACUGAUCUCUGUGGGCUGCUGGAGACCUCUUGUCGUUUCCAAAAAACUGCAGGCCCCACCUGGAGACCGGUAGCCCUCAGUGGUCCCUCUAAGCUGAGUGAG